UGAGUCAACAUUAAGGCUGCAGAUAUGGCAGAGCAGGAACUUUACUAUGCUACAGUGGCUAUAAAAAGUAAGAUAGAGCUUCAACCAAGAGUUACAAAUGAGAAUGAGACCGAGUAUGAUGAAGUGAAGGUGAACAAAGAACCACCUCAGGCUAAAACAGUGAAAGAAGCUGAAGUGGAGAAGCAGAAUGAAAGUGUUCAACAAACACCUGACCAAACAGUCAAGGAAGCAGAACGAUUUUGCCGCUAUCAGCAGCUUUGUUGCUGCUUUGGGACUCUCUGUGUCAUUUUGGUGCUCACCAUCAUUGGAGUUUGGGUUUAUUUUCGUGUGAGCACUGCAAGUGAGCUGAACCAGCUGAAAUCAUCCCAGAAGGUUCUGCUGGAGGAGAAUCAGAACCUGACCAACCUCAACAACAAACUCAGUUCAGAUUAUAAAAAUCUAACGAUUCAGUUUGACAACUUGACUACGGCUUCUAUCACCUUAAAAAACAACAUCACCACACUGAUUGUAGAAAACUACAACCUGACUGUAGCGACUACAAUGUUAAAAAACAACAUCACCACGCUGACUGUAGAAAACUACAACCUGACUGUAGCAACUACAAUGUUAAAAAACAACAUCACCACGCUGACUGUAGAAAACUACAACCUGACUGUAGCGACUACAAUGUUAAAAAACAACAUCACCACACUGACUGCAGAAAACUACAACCUGACUGUAGCAACUACAAUGUUAAAAAACAACAUCACCACGCUGACUGUAGAAAACUACAACCUGACUGUAGCGACUACAAUGUUAAAAAACAACAUCACCACACUGACUGUAGAAAACUACAACCUGACUGUAGCGACUACAAUGUUAAAAAACAACAUCACCACGCUGACUGUAGAAAACUACAACCUGACUGUAGCGACUACAAUGUUAAAAAACAACAUCACCACACUGACAACAGAAAACCGCAACCUGACAACAAUUAAUGAGGAGCUGAGGAAAGACAAGAAAAACCUCACAGAACUGAUAAAAAACAUGGAGGAAACCUGGAACGAGCUCAAUGUCAGUCGAGCUCAGUGGAGCAUUGAUGUGUACUGUCCUAAAAAAAAUGGUGGGAGAAAUUGCACUUCUUGCCAGAAUGGCUGGAAUUACAACCUUUCCAGCUGUUAUGCUUAUAAUGAUGCUGUACCUUCUAAUCAACGAAACUGGGAAGGUGCACGAGAAGACUGCAGAAGCAAAAUAUCAGAUCUGACUGUUGUGUCUAACAAUGCAGAAAAGGAUUAUGUCAAAACACAAAGUCCUGCUACAGGGAGCAUUACUGGAUUCUGGAUUGGUCUCAGAGCUGUAGAAGGGAAAUGGAAAUGGCUCGAUGGAAGUGAUCUGACCAAUCAAACAUGGAUACAACAGCCUGCCACUGAUGGUAAAUGUGUAACUUCUCUCCAGAACCGAGAAUGGACAUCAGUGAACUGUACUGAAAGAAAUGCCUGGAUCUGUGAGAAGAAGGCUUUAUCUGUUUAAACAUGAAAUGUUCAGGUUUUUGACAAGCUGUUUGGAAAACCUUAUUUAAGACUUAUGCAAUUUUCUGGUUUAGCUUUUUUAAAAGCUCUUUUUAAAAGGCUUUACAAGUUUCAAAUGUUUUUCUGAAGUUGUAAAUUUAAAGUUUAUCAAAAGCCAGACAAAAUGACAUUUACGGUUGCUGAAGGUUUUACUGAUGGUUUUUGUAGAAACUUCCUAAAGUCAACGCUUCAGCAUAACUUUAGGAUUCCCACUGUCUGUGAAUCAUUCUUCAAUAGUUAAGAUCAUUUGUGUAUAUAACUAUUACAUAAGUUAUUUUGUGCAAUCUAUUACACAGAAUAACACAAUUGUUAUUUUUAAAGAUGUGAAUAAAAAUAAUGUCUGCCAUUUUUCUUUCUGCCAUUUUGUCCUAUCAAAAAGCUUAUCAAACAUUUGUGAUGCCUGAUUUUGAUUAAGAACUCCAAUAAAU
Molecule: messenger RNA, 1975 nt
Organism: Xiphophorus maculatus (southern platyfish)
Lineage: Eukaryota; Metazoa; Chordata; Actinopteri; Cyprinodontiformes; Poeciliidae
Product: C-type lectin domain family 4 member F-like
Exons: 8
Coding region: 25-1509 (494 amino acids)
Source: RefSeq, a predicted model, not a curated record